This is a messenger RNA of Penicillium mononematosum, 864 nucleotides long. Its product is annotated as class I SAM-dependent methyltransferase. The transcript has a single exon. Lineage: Eukaryota; Fungi; Ascomycota; Eurotiomycetes; Eurotiales; Aspergillaceae. The record is from RefSeq and is a predicted model, not a curated record. The coding region runs from base 1 to 864 and encodes 287 amino acids.
AUGACUGUCUCUACCCAAGAGCGACCCAACGAUCUCUAUAGUUCGCCCUAUUUGGUCGACUACUACGACAUCGUUGCGCCGAGCUCGCAAUCCGUCGAUGAUGCCUCCUUCUACUGGAAGACCUACCAGGAUUUGAAAGCUUUGCGACCGUCUACCCCUGAUGACCCUUUUGUCGUUAUGGAUGUCGGAACGGGUACGGGACGUGUUCUCCAUGGUCUUGAACGUAACACCACCGAGGUCAAUGCCGAUUUUUCCAACACCGAAGUCCUAGGUGUUGACAAUGCGCAGCAUAUGCUAGACAAGGCUGAAAAGAUCACUACAGGGCCUCUGAAAGGGCAUGUUAGUUGGAUUAAUGGCUCCGCUCUUGAUCUAGAGGCCGUGAUGCGAGAGAGAGUGCAUCCCAAGGUUGAUCUUCUGAUAUUCUCCAUCGGAUCCAUCAGUCAUUUGUCUGAGUAUGGUCAGCCAGAAACAUUCCUCAAUCAGGUCUCCAAGGUUUUACGUCCGGGAACCGGACAAGCCUAUGUUUCAAUCUACGACGGCUCUCUCCUCCACAAGAAAAAGGACAUCGCAUUUCAUCAGCCUCAGGGUGUCACAGAGAUUCAAAGCACAAUGUUCCCUCAUAUCGUGUACCGAGAAUCGAACCAUCGAGGUGAUUUGGAAGGUAACAUCAAAUACGUCAAGUUUGAUCUGGAGGCCGUGAAUAACGAGGAUCAAACUAUCUUGGAGAAGAACAACAUUUCCAUGAAGAUGCGCCAGUGGGAGGAAAACGAAUUGGUGUCUCUUUCAUCCAAGACCGGAGUGACUUUUGUUGAACGUAUCAGGGGCGCUCAUGAGACAUUCUAUGUAUUCAACACAACGGCUUAG